Messenger RNA from Monomorium pharaonis (pharaoh ant), 870 nucleotides. RefSeq lists its product as uncharacterized. Bases 1 to 525 code for a protein of 174 amino acids. Lineage: Eukaryota; Metazoa; Arthropoda; Insecta; Hymenoptera; Formicidae. The record is from RefSeq and is a predicted model, not a curated record. The transcript is spliced from 3 exons.
AUGGAUACAAAUAAAGAAACUGUUCAAAAGAAGAGAUGUCUAAUACCUUUAAACAUAAAACACAAAUGCACAUACACUGAAGAUGGAGAAGCAUCUUUAAAUUUUGUAGCCAAUGCGAUUUGCUAUCUCAAUACUGAAGUGGCUUCAUGCAAAUUAAUGUUGAGAAAAAUAGAUAAAAAUCUGGAAAGUUUUAUGGAAACUGUACCAGAAACACCGAAGAGACUGGAAAUUAACAAGUCUUCUAUCUUGGAUGAGUUUCCACUAAAAAAUCUAGACGAUUUACACGCAAUGGAAAAGAAGCUGAAACAAGACACUACUUUUCAGUCAGAAGUUGUCAAUGCUCUACAUUUGCAUAUUUCGGGUGACUCCGAUAAAAAACAAGUAACUUCGAUACUCCGCGCGGUUCUCGAUGACAAUUUGGCAAGUUUCUUCAACUGGAAAGGACAAAGAGGAACUAAACAAAAAAUGUCUACUCGUCGAAUUGCAACAACAAUGAUCGGUAAAAUAUAUUGUAUUAUUUCAUAGUUAGGACUUAUUCUGAUAAAUUAAGAGUGCUAGGGAGUCAAAUAGCUGGAAAUACACAAUUCUUUAUAAAUUAAUUGCAAAGAAAUGAACGCAAGCCUCGAUUUUUCCUAUGAUACCCAAUGCAAUCACUAAUCAAUUUAAUAACGGUAAUGUUCCUUACGAACUACAAAUUCGUUCCAAUACGAUCGUGUCAAAUUUAGGAAAAUAUAAAUUAUUAAGUUCAUCCAAUAUAGAACCAGAACAUAUUCAGUUUUCCGAUUUCUUAAACACGUCAACACGUGUUAGUAAGUUUUGCAGGAUUAUCAAUUUAUUACAUAAUAAUUUAUUUAUGCUAUAAUAAUGCAU